This is a messenger RNA of Aspergillus tanneri, 555 nucleotides long. RefSeq lists its product as uncharacterized. Lineage: Eukaryota; Fungi; Ascomycota; Eurotiomycetes; Eurotiales; Aspergillaceae. The coding region runs from base 1 to 555 and encodes 184 amino acids. The record is from RefSeq and is a predicted model, not a curated record. The transcript is spliced from 5 exons.
AUGGAAGGACUUGGCUAUUUUCUGCAAACCCUUUCUAAUAGUAAUGAAGAUUGGCAGUGGCAUGUUGAGCAUGUUAUGAUCUUCUGUCGUAUUCACUUUCUACGUGGAGUUGAAGAGGUUGUUGGAAAAUGUCAACAGCAUACAGAGCUUUUCAAGCGAAUGAUGGCUUUACUAGACUGUGAGAGUGAGGAGGAUUAUAUUGAGCUGGUCCAGCAUCUACUACAUACUGCUGAUCCUGAAUCAAAACAGGAGGGUUGGGCUCUUCAUAAAGCUGACCCAGUUAUAGCUGCAGGACUUAAUAAAUCCCGCUCUCGCAUGGAUUCUGAAGACUUUGAUGAAGCUACAGCUCAUACUAAUGCAGCAGAGCAAACUCAUGAGAAGGGGCUAGCAAUGGGAAGAGCUUUAAGUAUUGUGAAGGCGGUACAAACUGGCUAUCACCUUGAUAAGCGAGACAUGGCACAAUAUGAUACUCGAGAUCUCUAUGGAAUUCGGCAUUCUUAUUCUAAGCGAAGUGGGUCAGACCUAUUCGCAGAGAGUUUAAGAAGAGGUCCGUAA